This is a messenger RNA of Penicillium longicatenatum, 657 nucleotides long. RefSeq lists its product as uncharacterized. NCBI's taxonomy places the organism in Eukaryota, Fungi, Ascomycota, Eurotiomycetes, Eurotiales, Aspergillaceae. The coding region runs from base 1 to 657 and encodes 218 amino acids. The record is from RefSeq and is a predicted model, not a curated record. The transcript has a single exon.
AUGAGUAACAAUUCUCAAAGGUCUCCCGCCCACCCCGAGGGGGAAUACCUAAUCAAUGGCGACAAGACUGAAACCCCAUUCCUUCCAAAUGAUCCCACUGUCGGUUUCAAAAUGAACCACAUGAUGAUGCGAAUCCAAGAUCCAGCCCGCUCAUUACGCUUCUAUGUUGACUUACUCGGCAUGCGAACCGUAUUCACUAUGAACGCUGGUCCCUUCACAAUCUACUAUCUCGGCUACCCCCAGAAACCAGAACACCAAGAAGAUCUGACAAAAUUCGGCGAGGACACGCUCGCAAAUCUUGUGCAUACUCUUGGGCUUCUAGAGCUCUAUCAUAUUCAUGGCACUGAAAAUGAGCCCGCUGGUCUGUACAACACCGGCAAUCAACCUCCAAAUCUGGGGCUUGGACAUUUAGGAUUCACGGUUCCGGAUGUUGCAAAAGCUUUGGAACAUUUGAGGUCGCAUGGCGUAGAGAUCGAGAAGGAUCUGGGGGUGGCCACUCGGGAAUCUAUCCCCUUGAGUCAUUGGGAGGCCCAACGCGGUAUCGGACUGGGCGCUGUCCAUCCGGCUUACAAGAAAAUAUUCGAACAAAUUGCUUUUGUCAAAGAUCCGGUAAAUUCUUUUCUAUCAUCCGGCAAGUCUGGGGCUAAAGCAUUCUAG